AUGGCAUUGAAAGAAAUUACCUCAAAAGGAUACCUCGUCAAUCGAUGCGUUAUGAAAAUUGCAUCCAUCCUGGCUGCUAACAAAAGCGAAUGUUCCGUGCAGAAGAAUGUAAUUAUUACUGGAGAAGAGGUAGAGUUUUACUGCACUAUAGACUUAAAUAACGAUGCCCCUGGUGACUUGGUGUGGUAUGCAGACAAUAUAGAAUACGCACGUAGCAGUAAUAGACCCAGUACAUGGACAGCGACACUGAACAAAACACACAAUGGAGUUGAAUUCUACUGUCGAUUUGAACAUUACACACUCUCUCCGAAACAAUGGGAUAGCACGGCGUGUGAAGAAAAUAUUAUCAUCGCAGUACAAUAUUCGCCAGAUGUUUCGAUUGAGGAUAUCAGUAAUUGGAGAGUAAUCCAGGGUGAUAAAUACAUGGCAAAGUGUGUGAUAGAUGCUAACCCGCUAGGAAUAAUAGAAUGGUUCCAACCUUCGGGAAAUAGUAUCAGUGAUGCUGAUCUCAUUCUAGACAAUGUUGAAAGAUGGAAUGAAGGCAAAUACACAUGUCGUGGUACCAACACCUUGUAUACCAACGAAACACGUUUUGAUUCUGAAACUAUAUAUCUGAGUGUUGAAUUUGAACCAGAACUUACAACGGUCAUAACAGGCAAUUAUGCAAGCGAUAUGGGCGAGGUCGUAGAAGGUGGAAGUAUGCAAAUACUUUGUCUCGUGAAUGAGUCGAAUCCUUCUGCUGACAGUGUCCAAUGGCAUACAUUCUUGUCCGACAGUCAAUGGCUGAACCUUACUGACGUAAAACGUGAGCAAAGCGGAAAUUAUACAUGUGAAGCUAGAAAUACUUUUUGGAACAAUAAAACCGGCAUAGAUUUUCCGGAAAUCACCGUGAGUAAUUCGACAGAAUGGACGGCAGUUGAGAAACGUAAUUAUCUGUCAGUAUGCAAAGUAAGUGCAAAUCCUACAGCGAAUGUAGAGUGGAAAUACAAAGGCCAAACUGUCGGAAACGGAGAAUUAUUAGAACUCACUGAUGUUCAUCGGACGAUGGAUGGAGAAUAUAUAUGCCAUGCAAAUAAUAUGUUAUGGAAUGGGCAACAUAGAAUGAACACCGGUAGCAUACAUCUAGAUGUUCAAUAUCCACCUACUGUGGAGAUAUCGCUGAAAACAGUCUUUGAAGUCGGUGACAAUGUAACUCUUAAUUGUAGUGUCGUGGAAGCCAAUCCGAUGACAGACAACAUAACGUGGUUCCGAAAUGAUCAAGCUGUACAUUAUUCUGCAGUGUAUACUCUGUACAAUAUAACACGUGACGAUAAAGGCGAAUAUGAAUGCAGAGCAACAAAUAUAUAUUUUGACAAUAGUAUGGGGAUUGGCAGUAAUACAACGACUCUAAUUAUUCACCAUGAACCUGCAGUCGUUAUUUCCAGUCACAAUAAUGGUAAAGUCAUCGAAGGGCAUGAUUACACAGCAACAUGUUCAGCAGAUGCAGAACCACAGGCCACAAUGACGUGGAUCUAUCCAGACGGCACAGAGUUCAACAACGGUAAUCUAUUACUGAGUGCCAUUGACAUAAAUAGCAAUGGGACAUACACUUGUGUUGCCGAAAACCAACUUGGCAAGGACAUGAAAUCAAUUUAUGUAGAUGUACAAUAUCCACCCACGGUAUUCGUUGUACCUGACUUAACCUGUGAAGAGAGUGACACCGUUACACUGACGUGUAUUGUAACCGAUUCAAAUCCACCUGUCGAAACGAUUCAAUGGUUUAAGAAUGAUGGAUUAGUACACAGCGAUGGAACGUAUACGUUCGACAAUAUCACUAGAAAUAACGCGGGAGAAUAUAAUUGUACAGCGACAAACACUUAUUUUGAUGACAACCCACCUACAGUAUCUAUCGAACCUGAUAUAACCUGCAAGGAGGGUGACACAGUAACACUGGUGUGCAAUGUAACCAAUUCAAAUCCCGAUGUCGACACGAUUAAGUGGUUAAUGAAUGGUGUACCAGUGCAUAGUGAUGGAUUGUAUACCUUUGACAGGAUCAAUAGAAAUAACAGCGGACAAUACAUUUGUACAGCAACCAACACUUAUUUUGAUGGCAGUUCUGGUGUAGACAAUAGCAUAACUAACAUAGACGUACAUUAUCAACCAAUUAUCAAAGGAUUAAUUGAAACCGAAUUCAAUGUGGGCCAAGAUGUAGAUCUAGUAUGUACGAUAGACGCCAAUCCACACAUAAAAGAAGAAACUAUUUCAUGGCAAAAGGUUAAUGGAGACAGUAUCACAAAAAACGUUGUCAUUUCCUCUCCCGAUGGAAAUAUCGUUAACACUACAUUAACUAUAAAUGACGUUACAGAGAACGACAGCGGACAAUACAAAUGCCUUGCGAAAAGCGAAUUUGACGACGUUGAUCACGUAAUUAUAUUGAAAGUGACAAGUACCAAUACAGGCGCUAAGAAAG
Molecule: messenger RNA, 2449 nt
Organism: Saccoglossus kowalevskii
Lineage: Eukaryota; Metazoa; Hemichordata; Enteropneusta; Harrimaniidae
Product: fibroblast growth factor receptor 2-like
Biological process (GO): protein phosphorylation; multicellular organism development; positive regulation of kinase activity
Cellular component (GO): signaling receptor complex; plasma membrane
Molecular function (GO): ATP binding; transmembrane receptor protein tyrosine kinase activity
Source: RefSeq, a predicted model, not a curated record